AUGCAAGACUGUGGGUCUUUCCUCUCUCUAUGGGGCCAAAUGAAUGUUUCUACUUCCCGGAGAAAUCUGGCUGAACUAUAUACUUCGGUUGCUGAGCGGAUCAUUACGGAUACUUGGGAUCUCCAAUCACAUCCCCGUCAUAUAACUCGCUGCGUCAAUGUGGCAGCAGCCCUGUUCGACAAUCCGCUCAAUGUUGAUUCUCGUGAUUUCAGGGGACAGACAUGCCUUGGGAUAGCUGUGCUUCAUAAUCACCCAGCGAUGGUUUUGUCUCUCAUCGCCCGAGGAGCAAAUGUCAAUAACAGACGCCGCGACGGGCAAACGGUGUGGACUCAGAUU
Molecule: messenger RNA, 336 nt
Organism: Aspergillus neoniger CBS 115656
Lineage: Eukaryota; Fungi; Ascomycota; Eurotiomycetes; Eurotiales; Aspergillaceae
Exons: 2
Molecular function (GO): protein binding
Source: RefSeq, a predicted model, not a curated record